Messenger RNA from Episyrphus balteatus (marmalade hoverfly), 507 nucleotides. RefSeq lists its product as uncharacterized. The coding region runs from base 1 to 507 and encodes 168 amino acids. The record is from RefSeq and is a predicted model, not a curated record. Gene Ontology annotation, biological process: DNA integration. Gene Ontology annotation, molecular function: nucleic acid binding. Lineage: Eukaryota; Metazoa; Arthropoda; Insecta; Diptera; Syrphidae. The transcript has a single exon.
AUGAAACAACUUGCCCGACAGUACGUAUAUUGGCACAAUAUAGACAAAGAUAUAGAACGUCUAGUGAGAAGUUGCGAAGAAUGUGCUAUUAAUCGGUCAAAGCCACCAAAAGCUCCAGUACAUCCGUGGGAUUUACCUCAAGACAACUGGGAGCGAGUACAUAUUGACUAUGCCGGACCUUUCCAAAAUCAUUAUUUUCUUGCCUGUAUCGAUGCUAAAUCAAAAUGGGCCGAAAUCAAAGUAAUAAAAGACAUUCCAACAACUUCAAACACAAUUAUUCUUUUAGAAAAUAUAUUUUCACAACAUGGAUAUCCACAAGUAAUGGUAUCCGACAAUGCUUCAAUUUUUCGUAGCGAAGAAUUCAAACUUUUUUGUUCAAACCAUGGUAUUUUUCAAAAGUUCAUUGCUCCUGAACACCCUUCCACAAACUCCAAUUCGCAUCAAGAUCCAGAAAAUACUUCUUCGAUAUCGUGCAACACCUCUCUCAUGUGGAAAAUCACCUUCUGA